GACAGCGUUCCGGACGCUCGCUUUGUGAACCUUUCAAUUUAUCACGAUCGAACUUCUUCGGAACAUAAAUGAGUACCGACCGGAAAGCAGCUUCAAAUAUUUCCGAUUCGAAAAUGUGAAGUGCUCCAUCGUGAGGCGACCCGAUAGAGCAACUAUUAUAUUAGUGCCCUGGAUUAUGCUGUGGAUUAAAGGAUUUAACGCUGAUUUAUACGCACUUUAGUUGAAUUGGAAUUGAGAACUAGUAGGAGAAUGCUGGACUCCACGUGAUUUAUAAGAAGAACAUUUUAGUUCUAAGUGGAAAGUAAGAUCCGUAUAUUUGAACUAUCAUCAAGAUGGCGAUUAUAAGCGGUCAAAGAUGCGUGCGAACGGGAGUCGUGGUGCUGGUUGCGGUCAGCGGCGCAUCUGCAAGAGUCGCUGGCAAGAUGGGCGGAUACUCAAAUAAAAUGGGAGGUAAAUCAACGAGCGGUAUCAAUGAGGAGAUCAUAUGGAUAAGUAUAAGCAUGGCGAUCGCCAUCGCUGUUUUAAUAGCGAUCGCACUCUGCUAUAUUCUGAAAGAGAAAUGCAGCAAAAGGCAGGCGUACAGAGAACAAUCAUGACGAUACAAGGAGGAGUUUGCAAAGCACGCGCUUGCAGACUCCCUCGCCGACGUCGAGUUUCCAGCCUAUACUCUCUACCCGCAGUACUCACCGGAUGGAACGGAAUAUUUCUAUAAUUUCCACCGAUUCUCAUAUUUGAGAGACAGUUUUAAAUUACCACCUAAGGAUUACCCGUCAUACGGUAAAGAAGAAAUAUACAUAAACGCGUGAUUUUGAUAUUAUAUGAGUCAGUUGUAACUCAAAAGAAAUUGUCUUGAUUAAUAAAAAAAUGUGUAUUCAAUGCCAAACGUAACUUG
Vanessa atalanta (red admiral) is the source of this 892-nucleotide messenger RNA. RefSeq lists its product as uncharacterized. NCBI's taxonomy places the organism in Eukaryota, Metazoa, Arthropoda, Insecta, Lepidoptera, Nymphalidae. The record is from RefSeq and is a predicted model, not a curated record. Bases 333 to 596 code for a protein of 87 amino acids. The transcript has 4 exons.